AUGACCUACGAAUAUGGCUCCGGCCCCGACCGCGGCCGCCGCCGCGUGCGGUUCAGCCAGGACAGCUAUGAUGCUUCAAUGCCCCUGCGACCACAGCAACCCGUCAUCGUCGGCCGUGCGCCUCGACGGACGGGAUUUGCUGGCAGCCGUGAGACUUCUGACCUCGACUUCGAUCGGCGACAGCGCGUUCAGGUACUGCGCAACCAGCCCCCAGAACCAGCGCCGGUAUACGAGUCGGCCUCGCGCCAUCGCCGUCGUGACCGCGAGUCCGCGCGCGUCACACAACCGUACGCGCCAGAGGCUCUGCGAAAAUAUGUUGUUGUGCAGCCGCAACCCGGGUCUUCUUCACGGGUUCCUGUCCUCCAAAGGUCCUACUCGGCUCGGUCUCCGUCACCACCUUUGCCGCCACCGCCGGUGCGCUAUGCUGAAUCUCCAGAGCCCGCGUACGAUCCCGUCGUGGAGACGAGGACCGAGCAGUUUGUGCCCGGGGCCCCUCGAGUGGAGACGGUGAAUUAUACACUCCCACGCCGGGUCGCCAGGUCGAGGAGCCGGAGCCGUAGCCGUAGCCGCAGCCGGGGUCGGGGCAAAUCGCCCAGCCCCCCGAGAACGUCGGCCUACUUUGACGAAGGGCCGCGGGUGCAGCCGCGGAUCGCAGAGCCCGAAGUCUUCAUCAUCCCUGAUGAUCCUUGGCAGGGGGAUGACCUGGACGCCUUUGAUGAUUUCGCCUUUACCUUUCAGUCUGGUGAUUCCAAGGACAAGGACCUGUCGGAUCUGGAGUCCCCUGGAGUAGAGACCGAAUCUACCCAAAGAGACGACCCUAAUGGUGCCAUUCGAAAUUCCAACGCGACUGCCAUUUACGCUUCUCACUACACGGGCAGCGCAGAGUUUGGUGGGACACACGUGGCGACGCUGACGGUGCUUCACGAUCCCAAGAAACUCAAACGCCCGUUGUUCAACUGGCUGCACAUCCAACAAGAUGUGAUGAACUUUGACGAGUUCUGGGCAGACGUGUCUCGUCAAGUACACUUCACCGAAUUAGAGAGGACGGCGAUCGCAAAGCUACGAGCCGACGUAAAGAAGCAUGCGGUGAAAUCACGACAAAAUCCUAAAGGUAGCAAAGUCGGGUAUAUGGAGCCACGCUGCUUCGAAGUGCCCUUGAGGUCGGUCCAGAAGAAGCAGCUGCGCACGACCGACGCGCCACUGGGUUCCGCUCGCUGGAUCUGCACGCCCUAUUUUGCCCUUCAGCGGUAUUCUGGGCUGCUGUCGGCGUCGAAUCUUGCUUCCUUUCCUCCGCAGACACUGCUUCAGUCACAGUAUUCGAGAACGACGCAGCAGAGGGACAUGCAGCAAGCUGUCUGCAAGCUCGCAGCUGUUCCGCGAGGAGAAUGCUUCCAUAUAGCUCAGCUCUGGAGCUUGGUCAUCGAUAAUAGUCUUCUGGUAACUUGCGGUUCAAUGACGCAAUCGGAUUUAUAUGGGGAAUCCUUGAUUAUAAACCAAAGGCCCUCCAAAGAAAAGAAAGGGCUUCCGUCGGGACGCAUCCUCGUAUCGUAUGGGAAUGCCGUCGUUUGGGAGCUCCCUGUUGAGGAUUGCCUGACCUGGUUUGCAUUCCUAUCGCAAUUUCAGGCCUUUUGGCCGCAGAAUUUGCAGUUCAAGCAUGGCGAUGACGUUGUCACAGCUGCGAUGUGGCCUAAGAUCCUGAGGCUCGCGACGCGCCCGCAAGGAAAAGUGACAUUGACUCUCAAAACGAUUGCCCGUCCAGAUCCACCCAGAGCCUUGAAGCCUGAGAGACAGGAGCACCUCGAGCCUCGGACUGGAGCAGAAAAGUCGACGGAGCCGGAGUAUCUGCAUGUUCUUUGCCUUCGGCCAGCGGACCUAGCAGCCGCGGCUGAUGCAACUCCCCAAACCCUUGUGGCGAAUCUCAAGACGCAGCUAGCCGCGGCGGAGAAGUAUCUUCUGGAACAGACAUCCUUCUCCGAGCAACGCGCGUAUAAAGGCUGUGAUCAUGUUAUGCGACGAGACAUCUACGACUAUUUGACAGACAUGGCUUCCAAGAUUGAAGCCAAGGGUAGUGAUGCGGCACAACGCAUGUAUCAAGAUCGGGUUGAUCUCUUCAUAACUGCGGACAACCUCUUUCAGUUGUUCUUCCCCAAGGAUUUUGAGGGGCCGUCGACUGGCAAGUAUUGGGCAAUUAUCAAAUCCGCCAUUAUCCCGAUGCCGAACCUCGACGGCGCCGAGGUACUGCUGACCGGGCCAGCCAGUGAUCUCAAGACGUUCCUCAGCGGCAUGCCCUCGGAUAUAUACGCCUUCCAAGGUAUCGUUUCGCACGCUAAUAUAAAGGAGCGAUCCGGAAUUGAGAUGCCGCGCGAGUUUGUGACGGCCUGGCUGCACGUAGUGUCAGGCAUCAUUGGCACGCGAGACCCAAGCGGCAGCUGGUACGGGCACAUGGUCAAAGCCAAGACAUUGAUCCUGGACGGCAUGAAAAAGAUUGUCCAGAACAUAUCGAGCGCGAAUCUACUGGACCGAGCUGCAGUGUUGCCGAUGGACGUCAUGUCGUUGAUCAUGAUGGAGCUCCUGCAGGAUCAAGUAGGCAAAGCCGAUGAUAUCGCAGACACAUAUUCCCAGUUUCUCAACUUCCUGGACACGGACAUAACGACGAAACCCUCAGACCGCUCCUACCAGCAUAGCAUUGAGCUUGUGCAGCAAGAGAUGGCGGCCGUCAAGAGGACGCUGACGAGACAGCGUCAUAUCAUCACUUAUACCGGACAGGGGAUACUCGCAGGUCCAGGCGACGACGCAAGAGGUCGUUGGACCCGGCCGGGCAGACGCAACUUGGUGAAUAAUCGAAAUUUUGAUCAUAAUCGCUUCGACAACCUGCGAUUCAAUGUGCCGUGGGAUUUUGCGAACAGGAAGGCGGGCAAUGAUUACAUGAAUUUUGAUGACCAGGUGGCGGAGGACCUCGAGUCCGCAUCCAAGCUUUCGCCUACGGAUGCAUUGGGAUUCCGCGGACUAUUCCUGACGGAGUGCGCGAGGUUCAUCGAGCAGCGCGACUUUGACUUCAAGCGAUACACAGAAUAUGCAGAAGAUCUCGAGCGGGCUGUCAUCUACAAGAUGGAUUUCACAAAGGACAAGCAAGAAAGCGCCAUCUACGCCUUCACGAUUGUCACCAUCGUCUUUUUGCCGCUCAGCGCCAUCUCCAGCAUCUUUGGGAUGAACACCAGCGACAUCCGAGACCUGGACGCAGGGCAGUGGCUCUACUGGGCUGUCGCCCUCCCCGUCACAGUUGGCAUCAUCGUCAUAGGGCUUUGGUGGAUGGGCGAGCUGGGCAGUAUGGUCGGGUGGUUUACGGCGCCGCUCCGCAGUCGGUCGACGACGCCGUCGGUUAACAACAAGACGGAGGGGAGACCGCCGGCGCAUCGCAUGACGCACAAGCUGGUGGGACCGUCGAUGUAUGAAUCCGAUGACGACUUGGACAUUUCGAUACGGCCGAGGCGUCGCAUGAGGCGGCUGCAGUCCGAUGCUUAUGCUCGAUGA
Purpureocillium takamizusanense is the source of this 3531-nucleotide messenger RNA. RefSeq lists its product as uncharacterized. The transcript has 9 exons. Gene Ontology annotation, molecular function: magnesium ion binding; cobalt ion binding; magnesium ion transmembrane transporter activity. Gene Ontology annotation, cellular component: membrane. Gene Ontology annotation, biological process: metal ion transport; transmembrane transport. NCBI's taxonomy places the organism in Eukaryota, Fungi, Ascomycota, Sordariomycetes, Hypocreales, Ophiocordycipitaceae. The record is from RefSeq and is a predicted model, not a curated record. The coding region runs from base 1 to 3531 and encodes 1176 amino acids.